Molecule: messenger RNA, 746 nt
Organism: Lecanosticta acicola
Lineage: Eukaryota; Fungi; Ascomycota; Dothideomycetes; Mycosphaerellales; Mycosphaerellaceae
Source: the annotation of a GenBank genome assembly
AUGGUAUGUACGCUGUGGUCUGUGAGUGAUCGCUUGACUAACUUUUCCGGUCUUUGAAGGCUGCACAAGGCUCCUCGGUCCUCCAGUACGGCACUGAGAACCGUACAGGCGCUCAGCUGCUGGAGCGCCGCGCCGACAACUACCCACGAUACGCUCUGAAGCUUUCGGCAGCUCAGAAGGACACCCUCACCCGGUUCUGUCAGGAGCAUCACCUCGGCGGCACCCACGCACUCCCGACGACGACUCAGCUGCUCGCUCUGGCCCAGAAUCUCCAGUUGCUCCCCCAGAAUGAGCGUGCAGACGUGAUCAAGGAGGUGUUGAGACGCAUUGCGAAGAAGGUUGAGGCUGGGGAAGGAUUGGUAGACAAGAAGGGCAAGAAUCGCAUCGUUGGGAGCUUCUGGGACACGGCGACUGACGGGCCAGUGGGGGAUUUGGUGGACAGGGCGGUGGAUGAGUGGACGAUCGCCGUUGCGCAGGUUCGUGAGCCGCAGCAGAAGCAGCCACAGAUCGAGAAGAAGAAGCCGACGAAGUCAAGCACCAUCAGCAAGCCCAAGGACGGUUCUGGUGUGUUGCUCAAGACGGAGCCGCAGCCACCGCAACAGCAGCAGCCCAUGCAGACCGUACCCACCUUCGCCUCUUCCACCGACGCGCGGCGCCAUGUGGAAGAGCUGGUCGGCAAGUACCAAGUUCUCGAUCAGGCGGAGAAGGACCUCAUCGAGCAGCUGCGGAAGUUGGAGAUGUCGUGA